UGAGACCCAACCUGUGGAAACCGCGAUGAACAGCUGAUCCUUCCAUAGUGGAUAAACCCUUCCACGAUGGUCUCCGUCAGAUCAUGAUGUCUGCUCCUACGCAUGGCACUAUGUGAUUAGUUAUUGGACUAACAGAGAAAGGAAGUUAUUACAAGAAGAAAGAUAAUAUAAAUAUAUAUUAUAUUGGACCUCAAAAUUAAAGAUAAGGUGUUUGAUUUUCCUUGGAUCGGACCGAGCCCACUGUGCGCUGUUCGGUGCGUAACCGACUCUCCAUCAUGAUAUUGCCAAGAGCGCUUCUCUUCAUUUUGUCUUUCUUUUUGGCUACAUUCCUCUGCUACCUGCCUAAAGUCUCAGCGCAGAAGUCUGGAUCACGGUGGCUGAUUGGGGAACGAGACAGUCACUGCGGGACUAUAUGCUCACGUACCCUCGGGAAGCAUGUGUGUGGCUCCGAUGGGCGGACCUACGAGACAAACUGUGAGCUACAGAGGGCCCGCUGCAAAGAUAAAACACUGACAAUGGCACAUCGAGGAAGGUGUCGAGUGAAGUUUCUGUUGCCGGCGGCUCCAGCGCCUACCUCCCCGUCUGACGGGAGAGACCCAGAGUCUAAAGAUGCAGGCCAGUCAAAGUGCCUUGUUGAGAGGAACCAGGCUCUGGAGCAGUCCAGGAGGCCUCAGGAGUCCACGUUUAUCCCAGAAUGCAAUGAGGAUGGAACGUUUGCCCAGGUCCAGUGCCACACUCUGACAGGUUAUUGCUGGUGUGUCACCACUGACGGCAAGCCAGUGAGCGGUUCCUCUGUGCAUAACAGGAGGCCUGUUUGUUCAGGAAACUUCAGUGAAAAUAUGGGAACUCAUGCUGGAACGCGUGGAUUCUCAGUUAGGUCAGUAACUGACAGACCACCUGGGCCCCCAAAUGCGGGUAGAAAAGACGAUGGCUCCAAGCCCACACCGACCAUGGAGACCCACAUCCCCCCCGAGGGUGAGGAGAUAACUGCUCCAACACUAUGGAUAAAACAUCUGGUGUACAAGGAGAAUAGGCAAAACAGCUCAUCUUCUAGAAAGCAAGAAAAGGUUCCCUCUUGUGACCAGGAGAGACAGAAUGCUCUGACUGAGGCUCAGCAAAGUUCUCGAGAGUCCAUCAUAAUCCCAGACUGUGGGUCUGGAGGCCUUUACAAACCAGUCCAGUGCCACCAGUAUACUGGUUACUGCUGGUGUGUUAUGGUGGAUACAGGACGGCCGAUCCCUGGAACUUCAACCUUGUACAAGACGCCAGAGUGUGACGAAGGUGCACGGUCUCAUGCCGCAGACACAGAGGAUCCAUUCAACGACAGACCCUUGCAAGGCUGCCCGGAGGGAAAGAAGGGGGAAUUCAUUACAAGCUUGUUAGACGCCCUUACAACCGACAUGGUGCAAGCCAUAAACUCACCAGCCCCCUCAGGUGGUGGGAGGUUUGUUGAACCUGAUCCCAGUCACACUCUGGAGGAAAGGGUGGUGGAUUGGUACUUUGCCCAGCUGGAUAACAACGGUAGCAACGAUAUUACCAAGAAGGAACUCAAACCUUUCAAGAGGUACCUGAAGAAGAAAGCAAAACCUAAGAAAUGCGCCCGCAAGUUCACCGACUACUGUGAUCUGAAUAAGGACAAGGCUAUUUCGCUGCAGGAGCUGAAAGGCUGCCUUGGUGUCAGCAAAGAGGGGAGCUCAUUGACAGCUGGCAGCCAAGGGACAAGGCAAGGGACAAAACUGUUCAUAGGCCGUCUGGUGUGAAGAGAGAAGGAGCGAAGCGGCUGAAAGGAGAGCAGAGGGGACACAGGCGAAGCACCUGCACGCUUCCUGACGGGAAGUAAAGACGGAGCAGAAAAAUAAGGAAGUUUCUGAAUAAAAAAAAAGAGAGAAAACAAGAAAACAAGAAAAGCAGCAAAGCGGCGCCAAAAUAUUUGCACUUUUUCCUCCCUAUGUCUGACAUAUUUCUUGCUUUUACAUGUUUUUUAUUUUUUAUUUUGAUGUGACUGAUAAUUCACAAAGUAAGAAUGAGAAUAUAUUUGUAAAGAGACGAUAGGCUCACCACUGGAAGAGCAUGUAUGAGUGUUUCCUCUCCCCUGUAUGUUAAGUCUGCUGUUUUGAUUUGUUCAGUCCAUGUUCUAAUCCGAGACCUGUCCAAAUAAAAGGUACGCCCCCUGUCUGAUGAGCAGGCAGAUCAGUAGCAAAUCUUAAAGUUCGAUCUAACUGUUACCUGAUGAAGACCCUGAACAACUAAAAGUGGUAAAUUUAGUUUGCCUUAAACAUGCAACUUUAGCUAAAACGCACACAUGUUCAAUGAGUGUAACUACCAUUUAAUAAAAUCCAAGAAUUCCCUUAUGCUGCAUGGAUAAUUUAAGAUGCAUUGGAUUUUUGCCACAAGAAAACAUAUGUUUUCCAUAAAUAUAUUAUGCAAGAACAAACUAGCUGUAAUUACUUAAAUAUACCGCCCUAAAACUACUGCAAGUCAGCUAAGCUUUCUGAAAAAAAAAAAAACUUCACAAACAGUAUGUUCUCCAAAAGUAUAAAUAGACAAGGUCAAGAAACGAGUUUUCGGGCACACUGGAGUUAUUUAGACACAGGCGCUGUAGUAGUGUAGCAUAUUAAAAUGUUUUUUUUUUUUGUUGUUUAUUUUUCUUAGACCCAACAAGUGCAAUGUUAAAGCAACAUACCAACCGUAAACAGGACAAAUGCCAUUAUGAAGGGAUUAUUUAAAUUGGAGGACUGAAAUUUUUUGUGUAAGAAUUAAUCCACACACAACAGCUGUAAUAUUUCACCUACUUCCAUCGUCAUUUGAUUAAGUUAUAACAUUGCUGUGUAUCAUUGUGAUUUAAAGACAAACCGACAUGCAUCACAAGGAAAAUGAUACAUGAUUUUACAAUAAUCUAGAAAUAGAAAUCGGAAAAGUGUGCAUGUUUGCUCUGAGCCCCACUCCCUUAAUUGAAUACAUUGUUGAACAACCUUUUUUCUCCAAUAACAGCUGCAAGUCUGUUUCAGUUAGGGAAUGGUGUUUACAGGGUGAUGGGGUGCGGUUUUCUUGAACAUAUCUUCUUUAGCUAUUGUUUUAACUAUUGACACUGCUUUAAAUAAUUUCCUUGGCCUUUAUGCUGUGGUCUUUAUGAUGCUGAUGGUUCACUUAUGUUCUCUAGUGAGUCCUGAGGCCCUCAAAGCAUUUUUAAAUGUUAAUUAGGUGACAUCUUAAUCAGGAUCAGAAUUACCUUAUUAAUUGCUUGCAGAAAAUUAUUUUCCUGCAGAGCAUCCGUUUACAGAAGAGAUGAAUAAGAUUGUAAGUAAGUAAAGCAAACCAUUGGAUUUUUAUUCAAGAGUAUAAGGGUAAAGGGGGGAUGAAUAUAAAUGCAAACCACAUUUUUCAGUUUGAGAACCGUGAAUCUUUUUUGCUUCCAUUUCAUGCUGAUGCAGAACAUUGUGUUGGUCCAUUGCAAUAAAGGAAAUUGAAAUUUGAGGUUGUUAAGGGUGAAAACUUUGAAACAUUUAAUUAAUAUAGCGAGACACCUGGGUUCGUUACCUUGGUGAAAUUUCAGCAUAAUUUUUUACAUGAAAUUGUAAUUUGUCCAGUAUUAGGCUAGGUAACAUCAAAUGAUUCCUUGUCCAUUUAUUGAUUUACAACCUUAUAAAGUAGAAUUUUGAACUAAUAUGAACAUCAGGUUUUUGAGAAAUGUUCGUUUAAAAAUCAAAAUUGCUGAUCAUGGUUUACAAUAAUUCAAAUUUAUCAGCUACCUCUGGAAACUAACCCUGCCAGGUGAUUGAGUCUCUUUCAGUUGGUAAUGAUUUAGGGUUUUCACAGGUGCAGAAAUAGAUUUUAUAUAUUUGUGUUAUUACUAGAGGAUGAAAUAAAGGUUCAGCUAACAAGGUUAGUGAAUUAAAAUCAAUUACACCAAAAGUAAAAUCUGGCAUGCACAGACUUCACUUCAUUUUACAAAUACAAACACAUUUUAUCUGCAGUGAUAAAGUUAUAGUUUGUCCCAGAAGCAGCUAAUGUCUGUGUUUGUCCUACAAUCAACCAGGACCCUCAGGAUCAAAUCUGUCCCACUGUAGAUAUAAAAGCAGGAACCUAUGAUUGGGAAAAGAACAGAUCAGGGAGGGGAAGAAUCUUUCAGGAAUGUCAAGUAUAAAAAUUCCUCUCCGCAUUUGGGAACAAUUGGGUUUCAAAGUUGGAGAAAAAAAAUAAUAAAUGCCUUCACUGCUGAGUUCUGAAAGCUUGUGUAUUUGUUUGAGUUGUGCUUUUUUUUCUUUUUCCCACGACUCUGCAGCGUCUAAUGAACAUGAAACAGAGCAGGCUUUUGUUGUAAAUAUGUACGAUAACCUUUGUUUGACAGUUUUACUAAAUCUCACUACAGUGGCAUAAUUUCAUGUACUCCACUGUCCGCAUAGCUUCUUGUAAAACACAUCCUUUUCUGUCUGUUUACCUCAUGUCAAACAUUUGGCUUAUUGAGUAACUCAUUCACAUUUAAA
Molecule: messenger RNA, 4484 nt
Organism: Cyprinodon tularosa
Lineage: Eukaryota; Metazoa; Chordata; Actinopteri; Cyprinodontiformes; Cyprinodontidae
Gene: smoc1
Product: SPARC related modular calcium binding 1
Biological process (GO): extracellular matrix organization
Cellular component (GO): basement membrane
Molecular function (GO): calcium ion binding; protein binding; heparin binding
Source: RefSeq, a predicted model, not a curated record